Messenger RNA from Salpingoeca rosetta, 2101 nucleotides. RefSeq lists its product as uncharacterized. The record is from RefSeq and is a predicted model, not a curated record. The coding region runs from base 93 to 2048 and encodes 651 amino acids. Lineage: Eukaryota; Choanoflagellata; Craspedida; Salpingoecidae. The transcript has a single exon.
GCAAAGGCAAAAUUGACUUUGAGGGCGCCAAAAAAAGCAUCAAGGCAAACUUGCCUUGAGGAGGGCAAGCAAGGAGAAGAAGUGAAGCAAAGAUGAGGAGCGGUCGUGGUGGAUGGCGGAGCGAGUUGGUGGACGCUGCUGUGCGGCGGCAUGAACGACUGGCGACGCGGGUCUCUGUUGGCAUGGUGGGCCACGCACAGGCACUGCAUCGGCUGCUGCACCCUGCGCUGACCCACCUCGUCCAAAUGGCAAUCGAUACAGUGGCUGCGGCAGAGGAAACCGCGCAAGCACUGGACGCUGCCGCAACAGCGGUUGGCGUUGAAAAUCAGCCAACCUCGUCGUCCAACCAAACACGUCAUCAUGCAGAGCCAGGAGCUGAGGAGAGCUUGCCGCUGAUGGUUGUUGCCCUGCGGGCCUUGCUUCGUGGCAUUGGUGCCAUGAUCAGGGCGCUGCGCCGGCUGAGGGACCUCGUGGUGGCCCAACUCCACGCGGACGAGGAAGGGGAGGGCGUGGAAUCAGCAGCAAACAUGUCGUCUCCAACAGCAGAGCGGAUACGGCCCGAUGGCACCACAUCUGCUUCGACCAACGCAGCACCACGAAUCCUGUCAAGAUUAGCCAGGCUACUCAGGCUGGUGCGUGCGCGACUGCGUCAGCUGCUGGCCAGCACCCUGCGGCGCGUCCUCGGCAGUGGCGUGCGUGAUGGCAGCGUUGCCGAGUCGGCCGUGUCUGCUUCCCAGUAUGCGUCGUUCCUCCUGUUUGCUGCCGAUGUGGCAACCGUGCUUUACAUGGGCUCGUUUCCAGAAGAGGUGUGUCUUGGCUUGAAACGACACCCGUUCUCCGAGCUGGCUCCAGUGGCGGCAUCGUCUCUUCCGCGCCUCAUGUCGGCGUGGCCCGCGCGAGCGUUGUCACCGCUCUACUCCGUGUGCAACCGCGCUGGUGACCGCGCCACCGCCGUUGCAGCUGCAGCAUUUCGCGCGUGGCUGCGCACGUGGGAAGAGGACUCCCCAGUGCUUGCAGGCAUCCGGGAUGCGGUUGAGCUUGCGGCGCUCGUGGCCUCGGGGCUUCAGCUGCGGUCCUUCACGUCCGUUGACGCCAUGCUCUUCUCUGCUGGCAUCACAGAUGCAGCCACCACCAGCAUUGUCCAAGGCGGCCCCCCGCACGUGGCCAGUACUGCAUCGUGGUCGGAGUCGGAGUCAUCGAGGAUGUCACUCACGGGAAUGGACACAGCAGCCACCGCAACAACAACAGCAGCACCAGCAGCAACAACAACAGCAGCAACAACAACAACAACAAGCUCGCUAUCGCCAGACGUCGCAGCCACCUCUGCAGUGGCCACGACAAUGUCGCGGCAAGAGCUAGAGGCGUGGAUUGCAGAGCAGCAGCGAGCACAGCUGCUGCAGUCAUCUUCACCGGCCCGCCAGUUCCUCUCCAUGGCGGCGUCCACCGUGUUUGCUGCUCUUCCGUCGCUUGCCAUCAGUGCACUCCCGCGUAUCGUGUCUUGGCUACAACAGCGACAAGACCAGCAGCAACAAAACGAAGGGGGCGGCGAUGAUGCUGCGUUGGGCGAUGGAGGUGACGAGCACCACGACCGCCGGCCCUCGUUCCUCGGCGCCCUACUGGGCGUCACAGACGAUGGUGAUGACGAUGAUGAUGGUGGUGGUGAUGGUGGUGGUGGUGAUGAUGACGGUUAUGAUGGCGGGGCGGAGGGAAGUGGCCCUGGUCAGUCCGACAGCAGCGGAAGAGGAGGAGGUGGUGGUGGCGAUGUUGAUGAGGGACACCAUCAUGAUGAGCAUGACGACUGCAUGCCCAGCCCGCAUGCAACCGUGUGUCGAGCGGAGGUGUCCAAGGCGGCAGCUGUCAUGAACCGCUGCGCGCUGUGUGAACGAGAGCCCGUGCGUGCGCCGUGUGUUGUACCGACGGCUGGGCUGAUGUGCUGCUACGCGUGUGCUGUGCAAGCUGUGCGUGAUGCCAACAACAGGUGCCCCUUCACGGGCCUCUCCCUCAACCCAAACACAGACCUCAUUUCCCUCUACCAAGACGCCUUGUAGAUGAUUAGAUGAUGGAUGGAUCAACACUGCUUGCGUUGUGCAUACAUACAUAC